This is a messenger RNA of Diaporthe batatas, 4867 nucleotides long. RefSeq lists its product as uncharacterized. The record is from RefSeq and is a predicted model, not a curated record. Gene Ontology annotation, molecular function: ATP hydrolysis activity; ABC-type transporter activity; ATP binding. Gene Ontology annotation, biological process: transmembrane transport. Lineage: Eukaryota; Fungi; Ascomycota; Sordariomycetes; Diaporthales; Diaporthaceae. Gene Ontology annotation, cellular component: membrane. The transcript is spliced from 7 exons. Bases 118 to 4596 code for a protein of 1492 amino acids.
ACAAAGUGGAAUGCGUUCUGGUGUUUGCCUUAUUUCAAACAGAACGACAACCCGGCCUGACUUUCUACUCACACCUAGCCCGAGGAGACUGAAUCCAGGAAGGACAACAAACGAGAAAUGGCGAUGGCCACGGCUCCUGGCCAGUUUACGGCACCGGGACCGGAGAAUCCUCGCAUUGAACCCAAGUCGAGCAAGGUGCCAGCUCCGGAAGCCGUCAUCAGCGCCACCCCUGAGUCGAUGGAUUCACGGCACUCCACCGUCCAAGAGCUCGCUAAGAGGUUGUCCCGCAGCAGUUUCGAUGUCACCAAUUCCGACGCAAGACCCAUUUUCGGCAGCGAGAAUCCGGAUUCGCCCCUGAACCCAUCGAGCACCAAGUUCAACGCGAGGGUAUGGGCCAAGAACUUUGCGAGUGUCGCGCGGGAUGCCGGCCAGGACUUCCGCCGCACCGGCUUGUGCUUUCAAGAUCUGAGCGUGUUCGGCUAUGGCACACCUGCGGACUUCCAGAAGGACGUCGCGAAUAUCUGGCUGGCCCUGCCAGGAAUGUUUGUGCGGCGCCUGCUCUCAAGCUUGCCGGGCUCCAGUGGAAAUGUCCCCGGCCGGAGGCGGCUCGAUAUCCUGCACGGUGCCGACGGGCUUAUUCGCCCUGGGGAGAUGUGUGUAGUCCUCGGCCCACCGGGUUCUGGCUGCUCGACAUUUCUGAAGACCAUCUCUGGGGACCGCAAUGGCCUUUACAUUGGCGGGAACAGCUACUUCAACUACCAUGGUAUUUCUGACAAGGAGAUGCGCUCUGCGCAUCGCGGUGAUGCCAUCUACACGGCUGAAGUCGACGUUCAUUUUCCCAACUUGACCGUGGGAGAGACGUUGACCUUCGCGGCGCGUGCUCGCUGCCAGAGAGAGCUGCCACAGGGAAUUUCACGCAAUCAGUACUGUGAGCAUCUCCGCGAUGUUGUGAUGGCGAUGUAUGGAAUCAGUCAUACGAUCCAUACCAAGGUGGGAGAUGAUUUUAUACGUGGCGUCUCAGGAGGAGAACGCAAGCGUGUCACGAUCGCUGAAGCCACGCUGUCAAACGCACCUUUUCAAUGCUGGGACAACUCAACCCGUGGUCUGGACGCAGCCAACGCAGUAGAAUUCUGCAGAACCCUGCGCAUCCAGUCCGAGCUCUUCGGCCAGACCUGUGCCGUCUCAAUGUACCAGGCUCCCCAGACCGCUUACGACCUGUUCGACAAGGCCAUGGUCCUCUACAAGGGCCGCCAGAUCUACUUCGGCCCGGCGUCCCAGGCCAAGUCCUAUUUCGAGAGCCUAGGCUUCGAGUGCCCCCCUCGGCAGACCACGCCCGACUUCCUCACCUCCAUGACCUUCCCCGCCGAGAGGAUUGUCCGCCCCGGGUUCAACCCACCCCGCACUGCAGACGAGUUCGCGGCCGCGUGGCGGUCGAGUCGGGAGUACAACGCCCUCCAGGUGGACAUUGACGAGUACAAGGCGCAGCACCCCAUCGACGGGCCGGACGCCCAGGAGUUCCGCCAGCUUAAGAGGGCGCACCAGGCUCGGGGCCAGCGGCUCAAGUCGCCGUUCACCUUGACGUACAUGCAGCAGGUGCAGGUGUGCAUGUGGCGCGGCUGGCGGCGGUUCUGGGCUGACCCGGGCCCAACUGUGUGGGUUAUGGUGGGCAACGUCAUGUUGGCUCUCAUCAUGUCGUCGCUUUUCUACAACUUGCAGCAGACCACGGCUUCGUUCUAUGGUCGUGCAGUGGUUCUGUUCAUGGCUAUCCUGUUUAAUGCAUUUGCCUCUAUCCUGGAGGUCAUGACGCUGUAUGCUCAGCGACCGAUUGUCGAAAAGCAAUCCCGCUACGCCUUCUACCAUCCUUCUGCCGAAUCGUAUGCCUCCGUACUGGUCGACUUGCCCGUCAAAGUUACCAGUUGUAUAUCCUUCAAUUUAGUCUUCUACUUCAUGACAAACCUCAAUCGAAACCCAGGCAACUUUUUUUUCUACCUGCUGACGGUCUUUCUAAUCGUUUUGGCCAUGUCUGGUAUCUUUCGAUUCAUUGGCGCUCUGUCUCGAACCGAGCAGCAAGCAAUGGUUCCAGCCUCUAUCCUCAUGCUCGCUCUCCUGGUCUUCACCGGCUUUGUGGUCCCCGUGGACUACAUGCUUCCUUGGUGCAGAUGGAUCAACUACGUCAACCCAGUGGCCUAUGGAUACGAGGCAAUCAUGGUUAAUGAGUAUCAUGGCCGCAACUUCACCUGCUCCGCCUAUAUCCCAACGUACGGGACUCCUGGAAGCGCCAAUGUAGCGUGCGAUGCUGUGGGUGCUGUGCCUGGCCAGAGUUUUGUCAACGGUGAUGCCUAUAUCAACUCGGCAUAUAGCUACUACCACUCCCACAAGUGGCGGAACAUUGCCAUCAUCAUCGCGAUGACCCUGUUCAACCACAUGAUAUACUUUCUCGCUAGCGAGUAUGUCACGGCCAAGAAAUCCAAAGGCGAGAUCCUCGUAUUCCGCCGCGGGUUCGUCCCCAAGCACGCCACCAUGCCUGGCAAUGAUCUCGAGGCUCACGCCCCCUCCGGCCCCGUCGCCACAAUCUUGGAGACACCGGGCGGGUAUGAGUCCAAGGGGGGGAAGGCAGGCGGCUUCCAGGGAUCCUCGAGCGUCUUCCACUGGCGGAAUGUGUGCUACGACAUCAAGAUCAAGAAGAAUCCUCGGCGAAUUCUUGAUAAUGUCGACGGCUGGGUUAAGCCCGGCACGCUGACAGCACUUAUGGGCGUCUCGGGUGCCGGCAAGACUACGUUGCUUGACUGCCUUGCUGACCGCCGCACGGGCGUUGGCAUCCUCACUGGUGAAAUGUUGGUUGAUGGGAAGAUCCGUGAUCAGAGUUUCCAGCGCAAGACGGGCUACGCGCAGCAGCAGGACUUGCACCUACAGACAACCACUGUUCGGGAGGCUUUGAACUUCUCCGCUCUUCUGCGUCAACCGCGUCACGUGCCUAGAGCGGAAAAACUGGCCUACGUUGAAGAGGUCAUCCAGCUGCUCGAUAUGCAGGACUACGCUGAUGCCGUUGUCGGCGUGCUUGGUGAAGGUCUGAACGUCGAGCAGCGUAAGCGCUUGACUAUCGGCGUCGAAUUAGCUGCUAAGCCGCCGCUACUACUAUUUGUAGACGAGCCAACAUCAGGGCUGGACUCGCAAACCAGCUGGGCUGUUCUAGAUUUGCUUGAAAAGCUAUCCAAGGCCGGCCAGUCUAUUCUAUGCACUAUACAUCAACCUUCUGCGGUGCUUUUCCAGCGGUUCGAUCGCUUGCUUCUUCUCGCGGAAGGAGGCAAGACGGUUUAUUUUGGUGAGAUCGGCGACAACUCCAACAUCCUUGUGGACUAUUUCGAGAGAAAUGGUGCCGAUCCCUGUCCAAAAAGCGCCAAUCCAGCAGAAUGGAUGCUCGACGCCAUUGGUGCCAGCCCUGGCAGCACCUCAGAGGUCGACUGGCACAAGAUAUGGCGGGCCAGUCCCGAGUACCUCCAUGUGCAAGACGAAUUGGACCAUCUCCGGUCACAAAAUUCAAAGUCUGGCAAAAAGGACCGGAACAAAGACAUGGACAACGGAGAGGUUGAAGCGGCGUCAUACGAAGAGUUCGCGGUCCCGUUGUGGGAUCAGUUUCUCAUCGUGUCAAAGAGAACGUUUGAGCAAGGGUGGCGGACGCCCUCGUACAUUUACUCAAAGAUGGCACUCUGCGUAGCGACAAGCUUGUUCAUCGGCCUGGUGUUCCUCGACUCUCCCCUCAGCAUCCAGGGGCUCCAGAACCAGAUGUUCGCAAUAUUUGAGCUCAUGAGCAUUGUUGGCCAACUUGUUGACCAGCAGAUGCCCCAUUUCAUUGAACAGCGCUCCCUCUAUGAAGUGCGCGAGCGGCCCGCCAAGACCUAUAGUUGGAAGGUGUUCAUGAUGUCCCAGAUCCUCUCGGAAAUCCCCUACUACGCCGUCGCCUCAGUCUUCAUGUGGGCUCUCUUCUAUUUCCCCGUGGGCUUUUACAAAAAUGCCGAGGCCGCCGACCAGGGCACUGAGCGCGGCGCCCUCGCGUGGCUGCUUUUCCUGGUAUUUCUGCUCUGGGUCUCAACGUUUGGGCAUUUCUGCAUCUCCUUUGUGUCCUCGGCAGACGACGGCGGGAACGUGGCGAACUUCAUGUUCGUGCUCGCCUUCUUCUUCUGCGGCGUGCUCGCCUCGCCGGAACAGAUGCCUCGCUUCUGGAUCUUCUUGUAUCGUGCGUCGCCCUUGUCGUAUUACGUUUCGGCGGUAUUAUCGACUGGUCUCGCAAACGUUGACGUAACCUGUGCGUCCAACGAGUUUACCACGCUGCAUCCGCCUGACAGUCAGACCUGUGGCGAGUAUCUGGGGGAAUAUAUCUCCCAGGCUGGUGGGUAUUUGCUCGAUAAUAACGCUACCAGCAACUGCCAGUAUUGCAAGGUCAAGGAGACAAAUACAUACUUGUCUGGCAUCGGUGCGGACUACUCCACGCGCUGGAGGAACUUCGGCAUCAUGUGGGCCUACGUGGUUUUCAACAUUGCGGCGGCUAUGUUGUUGUACUGGGUUGCCAGGAUGCCCAAGGGGAAGAGGAAGUUGUGAGCAUCAUUGUGGCCUUGGGGUUUGACGCACAAGAGUAUGCGGAUUGACUGGUAUUGCAUUCUUUUAUGAACUUGAACAUGUUUUAUACCUGUGAACUUCAGUGGUCACUUUAACUUUUCCUUUGUAUAACGAAUUUAAUUGGCAGCUCCCCUUCUUCCCCCCGCCUAAGCAGGUCUAUUAGACUGCAGGUCAACCCAAGAUUCAUGGCGAUAUCGGAAGAAAUCUUACCAGCUACCUAGGUAGAGGAAAAAAUUAAAGCAUGACACACUCA